GUUAGCGUUCUUUUUUUGUCUUGAGUUUUUACCAAAAAUUUACAAGGCUUUGUCGUUUUCUGGCUUUGAAAGAGAUCAUGUAAAUUUUGGAAGGCCAUGCCGACGGCUGGUGAAGCGAGACUGAAAUCGCAAUCAUCAAAAAAGACAGCGAAAGAUGCAGCUUCCCAUAAAGGAAAUACCAAGGCAGUCAAGCCCAGAUCUACCAAUACUGCGGAAGCAUUAAAGAGCAAGAAGACCACAUCAAAACCAACUUCAGGGAAAAGCUCAAUUCCAGUCCCUGUGAAGAGAGGAGUGAAAGGAAAAGAAAAUGCAGAUCCAGCCAUCAAGAAAUCCACAAAAGUUAAAAAAGCUCCAGACUUCAGUAAACUUCAUCAAAAAUGGGAAAACCAGUUUUCCAAGGGCAAGGCAGUUGCAAAGAGGAAAAACACAAGGUUUAAACCCUUUGACCUUGCUGUAAGUGGCCAACAAACUCAAAAUUCAAAAAAACCAUAUGCUUAUAACAGUGAAGAUGAACAGGACGCAGUUGCAGAUAGUGACAAUGAUGACUUUGAGAUUGACAGCACAGCCUUGAAAGAAAUCUUAACUAAUACAGGAAUUAAGGACGAGGAUCGCCGAAUUACUGGUCGAGCGACAAUUGCAGGAAUACCCUCAAGCAAAUCAGGCCUAACAACUCAUUUAGCAGAAGGGACUGCCAAGAGAACUUCAAUUUAUUAUACGGGACCGUCAACCCAGCAUGCUUUGGAAGCGUCAAGUCGUGUGUUCCGUACACCACGUGCUGCACUGACCAAUGCGUCCUCCCUGAAACAGCGUCAACUUGACAAUGCACUCGCUACGUCCCAGGCUUCCUCAUGCGUAAAGAAACAGGUAGCCUGGGCAGACGAAGAAAACGAAGAAUUCGAAUUUCAACCUGAUAGCCAGGCCCUACAAAGUAUUCUGAGCAACACAGGGAUAACUUUUAACCAAUCUAACGCCCAGCCCACCGGCCGAGUGACCUUAGCAGGCGGGCGGGUCACUCCAAUCCGCAGAGCACGACAGUCCUUUCGGGAGCCGGAACCUAAAAGGACGUCCAUAUAUUAUACGGGCCCCAGACUUACGCGGCCAAGCCCAAAAGCGCGGGGAAUGGGACGAACUUCUGUAUUUGGCGCAAGAACUGGCUCAAGACACGUGACUACUGGCUCAGCUGCAAGUUCACAGAAACUUACCAUUUACGAUCCAUUGGCGACAAUGGUUGGCAGGCAAGGACACCCAGAACUUGAAAACAAACCCAUUGCCAGUUCAGGAGCAGUGAAGGUUACUACAGCAAGUUGCGAACCAAACAUACAAACCGCAAGUGGAAAUCUUCUGUUUACACCAGCACGGGAACAAGUAUCUAAUGCUGGGUUCGUCUCUGCCAGAAAUCAACCAAGUUGGGCAGAAAUUUUCACACCGCAACGAGCCACUAGUGCUCAGGAUUUCGAAGCACAGGUUGCUCGUUCGCAAGCUUUUCACGAGCCACUACGGACUCCAGUGAACCAGCCAUCUCUUCAAGGGGAUAUUUGUACACCGCAGCGAAUAACCGGUGUUCAAAACGCCUCGUUAGCACAAGUGCCUGGUCGGUUGAUCCUCUCGAAUUCUUCUACGCAACCCCUAAGUGAAUUGAAUCCACAAUCCGACACUCUAGCGACUCCAUUAAGGCACGUUGCCAUUCCUUCCGAGUCGUUUAGCUCAGACCAUCCACCGAAUUGGUCCGAGAUUUUUACACCGCAACGCGCUACGAGACAACCUGAAGCCAUGAUGACGAAUCUCACAAGCAAUCCUCUGUCUACCCCUGUGCAGCAAAGUUUGCCCACGAACCAGAGGUAUGGCGCCAUAAAGGACUUCGGGUCCAGGCUACGAUGCUCCAAGGUAGAAAUUACAAGUUUCAAACCCGACACAGAUACGAGCUGUUUUCCAAGGGAUGAACUACAAGAACCCAAGCAGAUGUCUGACAUCCAAGAUGAGCCGUUGUUAACUCCUCUACAGGAAGAGGAUGACGUUACUCGGCUGGAGCGUCAAGCGCUUGAAGAUUUAGGUUUGCUUGAAAUUACAGAGGAAUCACCAGUAGACACUCAAGGCCCUCCUGGCAACCUUCAAACGAGACCACGGUCAGUACCAACAAGUCGGUCGGCGGAGAUUGCAAGUGACCUCUUUAGGUCGUCAUUUAACCCAACAUCUCAAACUUCAUCGGGUUCUCAGUACUCAAGGUUCUCUCCAGUGGUGAGGUUGGCCACCCCCUCUCCCAUGAGGCAGUCUUCAACAAAUUACCAUGUUGCUUUGCAGAACCGGUCCCAACAAGGUACAAGAACUCCAUCUGCCAUUCAGUUUAACUCAAAUCCUCUGCAUUGUCACCGAGAUUUGCCAGCAAAUAUCGCUCCGAGCGUCGAAGCAAAUCACACAUGUGACGAUUUUCUUCGGAAUCCGGUGAAUUUACAAUAUUCUCAUGUAAAUCAAACUCAAUAUGUGAUGCCUACUCCAGUAAAAGCCUCAUAUCGUUCAGCUUCACAAAACACGCUCGGAGAAGGGAUGGGUCAAGUUCAAACUUCGUCACGACAACCAUGCAGUAGAGCGGCAUCACGCAUGAGUCCUACCGAUACGGGAGCAACAAGAAGCCAACAAAAUCUCUGUAAGGAACCAUACAGUCGCCCUGUUCAAGUGGUAUCACCAACUUCGAAAACACAGGGAUUUACACGCACCCCUUCUGACAACAGGAGCCUUUCUCUUAGAUCAGCACUGGCCUUCAAUCCCAGGAAUCUAGACAGAUCCACCAUAGAAGAUUCAACAGCGGUCAGUGCUGAUGCAAGUACACCAUUUCGUUGGGAACCGAAUGUAUCCGAGGUUCUUUCGACUGCCUUUCGAUCAACGAUUUCUGGUUCCCGAAGAAUACCGAAAACGUUGGCUCAAGAAGCCCUAUUAGAUAUGGAAGUUUCUGUUUACAUGACAGCCGGCAGUGGUCGCUUGGUAACAUCUUCGUGGAGUGAAAGGCCGUUGAAUCCCUUGGCCAAAGCUUUCUUGGAGGGAGAUUCAAGGCACUUCCUACCAAUUAGCAAUCACUCGCGCUAGAAAUAGAGAGACUGCAGCGAAUUGGUAGCAAAGCCUGUAGCGACUUUAGCUAUGACUUGAAACAAGAAUUCCUUUUCCUUCGUGGAAAAAAUGACGGAAUUUACCUCACAGUUUGGUUAUCCUUAGCCAUCAUUGUUCCUGUUUAGUUAAUUCUUGCCUCUUUUUUAUUUUGAAGCGCUUCUCAAAUGAGUGCCAUAAAAAAAAACCCAAAGUAAUCACAACAGCCAAUCAGACCAUUGUAUGCUACGCCGAAUGUGACAAAAUAUCAACGCAACUAAUUAAUAAAUUAAGUCACACUCUUUGCUAUGAAGUUGCUUGUAAUUAGUAUCAAUUUGUUUGUUUACUAAAUCAUUUUUUUUUGCAAUUGACAUCACCUCUUGUCUCGUGCUAUUCAUGAAUUAAAUGUCCGAAUUACGUGCGCUUCGAAUGUCAAGUUCAAUUUUUUUUUGCAAUUCAAUGAAUUGUACGAGAGAAGAGUUGAUGUGCAGUGCAAAAAAUAUGAUUUAGUUAGCAAACAAAUUGAUACUUAUUAUAGGCAACUUAAUUGUAAAUUGUGUGACUUGAUUUAUUUAUUAGUCGCUUUGAUAUUUUGUCUCAUUCGGUGUGGCAUACCAUUAGCAACUAUCACGAGGAACUUAUAAAUACCAAAGUAAAAACGAGCCAACUGCUCAUAGCGCGGGAAAACGCGAGUGACCAAGCCGUGAUGGAUUUUACUUUUUAAUCUGAUUGGUUGGGAGAGGGGUGUGAGUUUUUUAGACCAAUCACAGAGCGAAGUUAAGCAAAACCAAAGCACUCUGGAUUUCUUCUGACACUCAAUCGAAAAUUGCUUUAUGUCAAAGUGACUCUCUCAGAUGCUCGAAACGUUUGGAAAUAUCCUGGCCAGGGAUCCGUUUGUCGAACGUCCCGGUAGAUACUGAUCCUCAGAAGCUUUUUUAUUGAUUUUUUUUGCUAUGGAUUUAUAAAUAGUUUUGAAAUUUAAACAACAAUGAUAUAGAAAUGCGGUAUGGACAGGUUUUUAAAGCUCUGACAUACUACUAGUUCUAAGACUUUUAUUUUAAACAAUGGCUUCAGCCCCUUUUAGUUGAUGGGACCUUCGAGAAACAGCUCCACUUCUAAUUAUGCGCCGUGCUGUCAACCUGAGUCCGACUGGGUAUAAUUAAGCUGGGAUUUUUUUUCUAUUCUGUGUGUGAAAACCGACCCUUGUUCGGUCAAUUGUUAUGUCUGAGUCUGAUAUAGAGCUGAAACGCUGCCGAAAUUGUUUUCGAUUGGUAGUGGACCAGAGAAACUAAAUUAGCAUCGAUUAUUGUAGAUAGGUUGUAUAUUUCUUUUUAUGGUUUCCUCAGAUGAAAAGAAAAUAAGUCGGUGUGGAGUUAAUUAUAUUUAUUUGUUUAACUGUAAAGCUUGUGUAGAUUUGUAAAUUGGUAGAAAUUAAAAGUUCGUUAAGUUAUCAAAGGAGCAACAGUGGUUUAAUAAAUCAUAGCUGGCAAGUGAAAGAAUAAAUGUUAGUCGGUGAACCCUUCUCUAUA
This is a messenger RNA of Pocillopora verrucosa, 4604 nucleotides long. RefSeq lists its product as uncharacterized. Lineage: Eukaryota; Metazoa; Cnidaria; Anthozoa; Scleractinia; Pocilloporidae. The record is from RefSeq and is a predicted model, not a curated record.